AUGUUUUCGUUCUUUCAACGCAUUCUAGACUGGUUUAAAAGCCUGUUUUGGAAGGAAGAGAUGGAAUUAACUCUCGUAGGACUUCAGUAUUCGGGAAAGACGACGUUUGUCAAUGUUAUAGCGUCUGGACAGUUUAGCGAGGACAUGAUUCCUACAGUAGGCUUCAACAUGAGGAAGAUUUCUAAAGGCAAUGUGACAAUCAAGUUGUGGGACAUCGGUGGACAGCCCAGGUUCAGGAGCAUGUGGGAGAGAUAUUGUCGAGGAGUUAAUGCUAUUGUGUAUAUGGUGGACGCAGCAGACCAAGACAAGCUGGAGGCCUCUCGCAAUGAACUUCACAAUCUUCUAGACAAGCCACAGCUGCAGGGCAUCCCAGUCUUGGUGCUGGGCAACAAGAGGGACUUGCCCGGGGCUCUGGACGAGAAAGAGCUGAUCGAAAGAAUGAAUCUUUCCGCCAUUCAAGAUAGAGAGAUCUGUUGCUAUUCUAUAUCAUGCAAAGAGAAGGAGAACAUAGACAUCACCCUGCAGUGGUUGAUCCAGCACUCCAAGUCUGGGCGAUAA
Candidula unifasciata is the source of this 558-nucleotide messenger RNA. The record is from the annotation of a GenBank genome assembly. Lineage: Eukaryota; Metazoa; Mollusca; Gastropoda; Stylommatophora; Geomitridae.